CUGCUAUGGCUUUCUUUAUAUUCAUUGCUGCUCUGUGUUUGUUAAAUACUGCAGGGUGUGGUAGUGUGGUUAAAAUAUUACUUCCAUAAAGUUUAAGUUGGUAAAGUUAUUUCACAAUAAAAUAAGCAAACUACUUGUGGGUAGACAUGGGGGGGGGUUCUCAAAUGGUAAUAAAGAGAAAUUAAAAGAGGCUUUACAUGUACAGCAUUUUUAAUCUAAGCUUCUUUACAGAAUGUUUUCCAGGAAACUUUUCAUGAAUCUUAAGGAUAAUAAACAGAGAAGAGAAAAGGAAUGAAGAGAGAAGGUUAAAACAAAACCUCUCAGCUGAGAUUUGACCUCAGAAGGAGAAUCCCGGAGGUGAAGCUAUUUCAGAGAAGAGGAAGUAAAAGAAGGCAGUGUCUGUGUGACAAGAAAACCACUUAACAAUGAAAAAAUUCACACUGUUUGAUUUUGUAAAUGAUAAUUCACUGCAAAUUGGAGAGACUUCAUGGAUACAAGACCUUCCCAGUGAUGACGACGAACUAGAAAGACUUCUGAAACCAAAUGAGCACGUGCUAGUAAACUGGCCUGUGGGAGAAAGAAAGACAGAAAGGCACCUGGUGAAAGUUGUGUACAUGAGUGAUGACCCCCAAGAGCUGGUGGAAAUGAUGCAAAAGAUAUUACGAGCAGAUGAAAUUACAAAAAUACAAGUCCUUGGAAAAGGCAAGAGGAAGAGGAUAGAAAUGAUAUUCUCAGAAAGCGAGGACAGUGACCUGGAUAAAGAAGAGGGGAAGAUGAUGAAGCAUAUAAAGAGGAAGAAAUCAUUGCAGGCAUCUGCUCCUGCCAACAUCCUGACUCAACUUGAAACAUCUUUAAUUAACAAACAGAGAGAACCUUAUUCAGGAAGCAACUUUCUGUACAGUGAAAGUAGCAGCGAGGAUGAAGAGCCUUUAUUUCAGCUGUCCAAGGUAGAACUGUGUGCCAAAAUAAAAGGUCUCAAGCGGAAGCUGACAGACACCAUGAGAGAAAACUGCCGCCUGAGGCAGGCCCUGGUGAUGCUUCAAGUGUUGCCCCAGGCAGUCACCCAUUUUGAGGAACUGGUAGGGAUGGCUGAAGCACUGCUCAAAGGGGGAGUGACAUCAUCUGCAUCCACUUUGCAUUCACAUGCUGUUUGGAAAGCAUCUAACAAUCCGUUAGCAGAUUCAUACGCAGCUAUGCACAGUAACUCCAGCUCACCAAUAACUUUGAAUAUGGAAGAUGAGGAGCAACAGACCGAAAAACAGUUCAAGAUCGAAAAAUGGCAGAUUGCACUUUGUAACAAGAGCAAACCUCAAAAGUUUAUAAAUGACUUGAUGCAAGCACUUUAUACACAUGAAUACAUGGCUACACACAGCCUCACAGGUGCAAAGUCCUCCUCUUCAAAGGAUAAAGCGGCAAAACCAGCUAUGAAUCAGAAUGAAGUUCAGGAGAUCAUAGGAAUCACAAAACAGUUGUUUCCAAACACAGAUGAUGCUUUAAUUAGACGAAUGAUGGGACAAAAACUGAACAAUUGCACCAAGAAGCCAAUUUUAAGCAAAGAUCUUAACUCAGGUGCUUUUCAGAGGCAUAGCUUUUGUGGUUCAGCAGCUGCUCCUCAGGGCAUCAUCUCUUCCGCUGUUCCUCCCAGUACACAAGACCAGCAGGAUGAUGAUUCACCAGCUGCUAAUGCACAAGUGCAGCAAAGUGACAGCCACCUGACUCCUCCACCUCCCAUCCCACAAGGUCAGGAGGACUGUUUCAAGCCCACUUCUUCUAAGGCGGAGUCCCAUCUCGCCAGCAGCUCACCAGCGCCCUCUCCCAACCAAGGUUGCAGGCAGGAUCUCAGGAAUUCAGACAAGGAAUAACAGAAGAUAUUUCAUACCAGUUCAAAUUCUCAACUGAGAUUAUAGAGUAGUAUAAAAUAAAAAGGAAAUAAAAUCUAAACGGGCCUAGCAACAGUGGACAGAGAUAAUGUAGGCAGAAGAGAAGCCUGAGAAGUAUUUUCUCAAACAAAUGAAAAUCCCACAACCUAGAAAGAAAAUAAAGGCAUAUUAAUAUCUUUGGCUUUAAGAUAUUAUUAAAUAUAUGCAUGUUAUGCGGUAAUUCAGAAAACAUAAACUUGCUCUGAAGAAUACAAGUAGAGUUCCCCUUAGUUAGAAAAAAACAUUAUUUAAAAUAAUGCCAAAAGAAUGUGUAAGAGGAACCGUAAUCCCCUUGCCUUCACCUUGACAGCUGAUGGAAAACUGCUUUUCUGAUCAGAGAAAGCUCUUGCAUCUUAAUAUUAAAAAGAUACAGAGAUAUAAAAAGAUAAUAGAAAAAUGUCCAAGUGAAAUGAACCCUAUGUAUGGCUAGCACAGGGUUAGAAAGCACAGGGCCACAUGAGCAGAGAAAUAAAAUAGAUCAUUAAGGAUGCUGUUAAACAUUCUUAGGGCAAUGAAACUGCAGCUCUCAAGAUGCUUGCAGGAAAGCAGCAGCUUAUUUUUAACCUCUGGAAGCUGGAAAGGUAAUGAAAGAAGCCAUGUUCCCUCAGCUCAGGGAAGAGUCCUCCAGGAUAGCCUGUUUGGUUGUGGAGGCUGGGGCUUCUCUCGCAGGCCUGCUGCUGCUGGAACUCUGCAGGUUUGGCAGCUCUCACUGUCCCUUCUUCCCUGAACAUCAGGUCCACAGGGUAAGGUUGCCCGACCCCUCCAGUCAGGAAAUGGAGGACAAUUUCUUGUGUGAAAGUGACUAGUGAAGGGCUGAGGUACCAGCUUCUACUCCCUGUGUUUCAAUGUUGGUAUGCUACCUCUUGCCUGGAGAGAGAGUGGAGCAUUCCCUCUGGGACUGGGACCAGAAAAAUCCCAGCAACUGCCAGUUCCUCUUGAGACCUGACACCACUUGUCCCAGGGAGCAGCUGGCAGUCACACACCCUACAAUUGCCUGAGGAGGAACAGGAGGGGGGAAGGUACAUUUUUUUACCUCGCUGACUGAUUUCAGGUUUACAGUGGCUGGUAGAACAGGAAGGAGAGAACACUUGGAUUAUAGCUUUUAUGCUUGAGUGUACUUCCCCCAGAACAGAGUACUAAUAGUUGAAUUGAUUUUAUAUAUGGCAAAGAGGCAACUAAGGAAUCAAGAUGAAAAACAAAUUCAAAACCAAAACCAACAGACACCCUCACAUUAUAAAAUUAAAGAAACCUAGCUUGAUUUGAGGAAGAUUUCUAUAACUCUGGAGAUCUGAGUUACAGAAAUAAUUUACGAAUAGCGUUAGGGCGAAUGCUGGGAAAAAAAUGGAUAAGGUUAGCAGCCAAAUGCCUCUAAAGGAAAGUGCUGCAAACCUAACUGUACUAGAGCAAUGCACUCAUAAAAUACACUGUGGAGAAGACUGUAGUGGGGGCUGGGGUAUGAAUUAAGUGAUCUGCUAGCCUUUUUCAUGUCUCAUCUCUAUCAAUUUCUUCUAGAUAGGAUCAGGAUGAAAGCAGGUAUGAAAUAUAUCUCAUGUUAUUAACUACCAUCUAUAAAAUGUAACAGAAGGAUGUUUGCUAUUAUGUACAUUUUGUAUAUGUAGUUGUAUGUACAGCAUAUAAGAAUGUAUAUAGUUAAUCAUAUUUUUGAAGCAACUUUCUAUCAAAUAAAAUGAAACAUUACUAUG
Molecule: messenger RNA, 3622 nt
Organism: Strigops habroptila (Kakapo)
Lineage: Eukaryota; Metazoa; Chordata; Aves; Psittaciformes; Psittacidae
Gene: BEND6
Product: BEN domain containing 6
Exons: 9
Coding region: 426-1862 (478 amino acids)
Biological process (GO): negative regulation of Notch signaling pathway; positive regulation of neuron differentiation
Cellular component (GO): nucleus
Molecular function (GO): transcription corepressor activity; DNA binding
Source: RefSeq, a predicted model, not a curated record